AUGGCAGCAGCAGCAGCAGCAACCCCCAAAGCAUCAGCAGCAGCAGCAGCGCCGGCACUCGCCCAGCUGCAGCUCUACCUCUCCCCGCCGCCCAAAAACAUCCGCGAGUCGCGCGCAAUCUUCCGCGAGCUCUCCCGCUUCGGCGAGAUACAGAUGUUUAAGACGCUCCGGUUCGAAGAAACCACCAAAGAGUUCAAACCCCGCGCCCACAUCAUCUUCCGCUCCCCCACCUCGGUGGAGCGCCUCCUCGCCUCCUCUCCGCUCCCCGUCCCGCUGCCCACCGGCACCGGCGCCAUCACCGUAACCCCCUCCGCAACACUCUUCAACCACGCGCAGUACAUCCACAACAACAGCCCGCACUUCUACGCGCCCGCAACGUGGGGGCGCAAGGUCGGCCCCGGCGAGGACCUCAGCACCGUGCGCGACGAGGGCGUCGAGCCCGGCAUGAAGGCGCGCGCUAUGCGCUCGCGUCUGAUGCUGCGGUACACGGGUGGGUUUGCGGGCUUUGCGGAGCUGGAGGAGCGGGUUGCGAUGGAGGGGGUGAGGGGCGCGGCGGGCGGGGGUGGGGUCGGGGGCGGGUUUGGGGGGAGGGAGGUGGUGGGGGGGAUUUUGGAGAGUUUGAGGAGGGAGGAGGGGAGUUUGGAGGAUGGGGUGGAAGGGAGGAAGGAGGAGGAGAGGUGA
This is a messenger RNA of Morchella importuna, 681 nucleotides long. RefSeq lists its product as uncharacterized. The transcript has 2 exons. The record is from RefSeq and is a predicted model, not a curated record. NCBI's taxonomy places the organism in Eukaryota, Fungi, Ascomycota, Pezizomycetes, Pezizales, Morchellaceae. The coding region runs from base 1 to 681 and encodes 226 amino acids.